Pyrenophora tritici-repentis Pt-1C-BFP is the source of this 924-nucleotide messenger RNA. Its product is annotated as GTPase SAR1 and related small G protein. Gene Ontology annotation, molecular function: GTP binding; GTPase activity. The record is from RefSeq and is a predicted model, not a curated record. Lineage: Eukaryota; Fungi; Ascomycota; Dothideomycetes; Pleosporales; Pleosporaceae. Gene Ontology annotation, biological process: vesicle-mediated transport.
AAUCGCGCCCGACAACGACACUCAACCUGCAGUUUGCUCUUCUAUUCCGCUCAGAUACAACAACUCGAAUUUGUUACCCCCACCUCACCAUUCAUCAUGGCACAAGCGUACUCGAACCCGCUCAAAAAGUUCAAGCUUGUAUUCUUGGGCGAGCAAAGCGUCGGCAAGACGUCUUUAAUUACCCGCUUCAUGUACGAUUCAUUCGACAACACAUACCAGGCGACUAUUGGUAUCGACUUUUUGAGCAAGACAAUGUACCUUGAGGACCGAACGGUCCGCCUACAGCUCUGGGACACAGCUGGCCAAGAACGAUUCCGCUCUUUGAUCCCCUCGUAUAUCCGCGAUUCUAGCGUAGCCGUGGUCGUAUACGACAUCACCAACAAGAAGACAUUCGAAAACACGCGAAAGUGGGUGGACGACGUACGAGGCGAGCGCGGCAACGAUGUCAUCAUUGUACUUGUGGGAAACAAGACGGAUUUGAACGACAAGCGCGAGGUCACGACGGCGCAGGGCGAAGAGGAGGCCAAGAAGAACAACUUGAUGUUUAUCGAGACCAGCGCAAAGGUCGGGCACAAUGUAAAGGCGUUAUUCAAGCGAAUCGCGCAAGCACUACCCGGCAUGGAGGGAGAGGGACAACAAGGGCAGAGUCAAAUGAUCGACGUGAACAUCAACCCCAGCCAGCCACCACAGGACAGCUCCUGCUCAUGCUAAAGCGAGGGCCUGGUAGAGCAGUCGGCUUCUGUUUAUUUGUUUAGAGCAUAUUGUGGUCAUGGCAUGCUUUGCAUGUCUGGAAGUCAUUGUCAGCAAGGCGUUCGGGCAUGGGCUGCAUGCAUCUUAACGUCGAAACGUGUAAUAUGUAGAGUACCAGGGCGUAUCCGUGCGCACCAGGGCAUGACGUCAAUGAAGAGAUGCCGGGUGCUGUUG